AGCGGAAAAAACAUAUGGCCGCACCUCCGCCUCUAGGUCCACGCCAGGUGUCACUCCUCCAGAGUUUGAAAUCUGCACUUGUGCAUGUUGCAUCUUUGGAUAACCAUCCUAUGCCAACAUAUAAAGAGCUCAGGAGCCAUCCCCAAAGGAGAAGGAGAUCUCCAAGACUUUCGCUGGUACUGUUGUCCGAUAACGCAACACCGAAAUGGAUAAUAACAGCGUGCCGCCGCUAACCUCAGCGGAUACGAAUCAGCCACUACGCUUCACGCUGGUUUUCAUCUUGAAUAUCUCUCAAAUGCCGACCACGACAGCCUGCGUCUCUCGCAGAUAAUCGUCUCGUCUUGCCUAGCUGACCGACAGGAACAAUCCCCUGUACAACGGGUCGCCGCAUCGAACUGGUCCACCGGCUGCGUUAUGCCAUAAUGUAACCCCGGAAAGCUCGUGCCCGAGGCUGACUUUGGCCCUGCCACAAGCCCAGCCACGUCGGCCAAUCACCAUACAGGCACAGCUUUUGCCAGAGUCAUGCCUCUGUAUCGGCACCCCCGGCAGAUGACCUCUGCCCUCUGUAUGGACAGACGGGUAGAACCCACAGACGGCGCCAACCCGCCCUUCCCCACGGCCAAUAUAGCAGCAUCGACAUAGUAUUGGCUCGAACUUCAGAGGCGCACUUGGCCCAAUGGAGAUGACUCCGCCGACCUGAUUUAUAGAGGCCUCAUCUUGGCUUCGCCCAGCAUGCGCAGUCGUCCAAUCCACGCGCAGGGUUCGUCUGCCCAGUACAAUAUAUGUCUGUUUCAGCUUUCGGCGGACCCUUCCUACCUGGCACUAGCGGCCACCAACCGCAAAGCUAAAAAAAAUCCUGGGGCGUGAUCAGUUCCCCAGUUGAUGCUUAUGGCGGGCGACAGUCUCACAUGUGUUGGGCGUCCUCAGCGCACGCUCCAGCGUGCAUGCGGUGCGGACGCUGUGACCAGUGGCUCGCUGCAACGCAUGAACCAAUAUAAUUAUCGAGCAGACGCCACUCUGCACUGUCAGAUGGCGGUGAUCUGCUGUUCCUGCGUCUUAUAAGUCUGGCGAUAUUUUCUGUCCUCCUCGCCUUGUCUCGCGCGUCAUUGUCAUUCCAGGCCAAGCUAAACCGCACUUGUGCCCGUUGCGAUCGGCCCGUCCCCCUCACCUGACAGACUUGUCACAAAAAAAGCUUCUUCCUCUUCGAAAGCGUAUACCCGCCAAAUAAAAGAUGCAUUCCCCAUCACUUGUUACUCUUCUCGCCUGCACCGCAACCAUGGCACCCUCCGCAGCCGCAGAUAGAACCGUCGUCGUCGAUGCCUCCGCUGACUGGGGAACCUGGGAAGGCUGGGGUACUUCGCUCGCUUGGUGGGCGAAAGCCUUUGGCGACCGCGACGAUCUAGCUAACCUCUUCUUCACCAAGAACUAUCAAACCUUAAAUGGAAAGAACCUACCCGGUCUCGGCUUCAACAUUGUCAGGUACAAUGCCGGCGCUUGCGCCACCAGGACAUACCACGGCGACUCGAUGGUAGUCUCAUCCAACAUCAAGCCCUCUCGUCAGAUAGACGGCUUCUGGCUCGACUGGGGCAGCCGCGAUCCCACAUCAGACAGUUGGGAUUGGUCGGUCGAUGCAAACCAGCGUGCUAUGCUACAGAUGGCCAAGGCUCGCGGCGCCAACAUUUUCGAACUCUUCUCCAACUCGCCUAUGUGGUGGAUGUGUCUGAACCACAACCCCUCAGGCUCUACCAUUAUCGGCACUGACAACCUGCAAUCUUGGAACUAUGAGAGCCAUGCAAUUUACAUGGCCAACGUGGCAGAGCAUGCCAAGAACAACUGGGGUAUCGUUUUCGACUCUGUUGAUCCUUUCAACGAGCCGAUUUCUCCCUUCUGGCUAAGCUCAGGUAACCAAGAAGGCUGCCACUUUGCCGUCAGCACGCAAAACAAGGUCCUGGGCUAUCUCAAGACACACCUCGACAGCCGCAAGCUCUCCACCUACGUCGCAGCUUCCGAUGAAAAUAGAAUGACAUUUGCUAUUGCCACCUGGUUGGGACUCUCUGGCGCGUCCAAGGAUAUUAUUAAGCGCAUUAAUGUCCACGGCUAUGAGUAUGGCGGCGGCCGCCGUGACUGGCUCUACGACCUGGCACGCGACGCAAAGAAGAAGCUUUGGAACAGCGAAUACAGCGAGGGCGAUGGCUCCGGAAAGCAACUAUUCCAAAACUUGCUGCUUGACUUCGUCUGGCUCCACCCCACUGCUUGGGUAUACUGGCAAGCUCUCGAUAUCUCUGGCUGGGGUCUUAUCGUAGGCGACAACGACGCUCAUACCAUCUCUGGUGCUGCUACCAAAUACUUUGUCAUGGCGCAAUUCUCACGCCACGUCACACCGGGCAUGCGCAUUCUUAGCACCGACAACGACUCUACUAUGGCUGCUUAUGACGCCGAUGCCAAGAAGCUUGUUAUUGUCUCCGCAAACUGGGACGGUGCACAGCAGAUCACAUACGACAUCACCAAGUACGGCAAGCAUGGCGACGACGGUGCCACUGUUGCGCGAUGGUCGACAAACACUGGCGGUGGCGAUGAGUACGCUUCCUACAACGACAUCAAGAUCUCUGGCGGCAAAUUCACUGUUCCAUUUGCCACAAACCAAGUCCAGACUUUUGAGAUUUUGAACGUUGCUUAACUGAGAUAACGAGUUUGGUGUAGUUAGUGUCCAGUGUAUGGCGCGAUCAUGAGAAACGAAGUUAAUACGGCAUAAAGUCAUAUUUCUUAUAUAUAGUCUUGUAUAGCAUAGUAAAUAUAUUAAUAACGACCCUAAUGAAGCCAAUUCAUUCACUCUGCCGCUAUAACCGGCCCGCACCAGCAAGCGGCGUGGUCAAAAAUACUAACAAAACAGCAAGAUUUAAAUUUUACUAACUUAUAAGCUCCAGUUUCUUUUCUAUAAAGUUCUUAAAAUAAUUGAUAAAUAGUUUGCUGCAUUUAAACAUAUGUGUC
This is a messenger RNA of [Torrubiella] hemipterigena, 2988 nucleotides long. The record is from the annotation of a GenBank genome assembly. Lineage: Eukaryota; Fungi; Ascomycota; Sordariomycetes; Hypocreales; Clavicipitaceae.